This is a messenger RNA of Acanthochromis polyacanthus (spiny chromis), 1733 nucleotides long. RefSeq names its product chemerin-like receptor 1. NCBI's taxonomy places the organism in Eukaryota, Metazoa, Chordata, Actinopteri, Pomacentridae. The transcript is spliced from 2 exons. Bases 132 to 1211 code for a protein of 359 amino acids. The record is from RefSeq and is a predicted model, not a curated record. Gene Ontology annotation, biological process: complement receptor mediated signaling pathway; phospholipase C-activating G protein-coupled receptor signaling pathway; inflammatory response. Gene Ontology annotation, molecular function: complement receptor activity; G protein-coupled receptor activity. Gene Ontology annotation, cellular component: plasma membrane.
GUGCAAGGCAGUACUGUCUCAUUGGUGUCUACACUAGCUGAGAGGGAGGAGUAGUCAGAGAUAGAGAAGUAGUACAGGCACAGAUAGAGAUCAGCUGAGAAUAAAGACAGACCCUUGCAGCUACAAGGAAGAUGGAGACUGACAACACAACCUCCUCUGAAAGCCAAACAUCUGGAGUGGAAGUGGCAGCGAAAUACAUUAACACACUCUCCCUGGUCUUGUAUUGCUUGAUUUUCAUUAUGGGGACUCUGGGCAACGGUCUGGUCAUCUACGUGACAGGCUUUAGGAUGAAGAGAACAGUCAACUCAGUUUGGUUUCUCAACUUGGCCCUGGCUGACUUCCUCUUCACGGUCUUCCUGGUUUUCACGAUCGUCUCUCACUCUCGGGGGAACCAAUGGGAUUUUGGUACUUUCAUGUGCAAGCUGAACAACUUUGUGAGUUUGGUCAACAUGUUCGCCAGCGUCUUUCUCCUGACAGCCAUAAGUCUGGACCGUUGCUUGUCCAUCUGGGUGGUGGUGUGGGCACACAACAGGCGCACCGUCUUCAAAGCUCAGCUCACCUGUGUUAUUAUCUGGGUGGCUGCUAUGAUCUGCAGCACCCCUAAUGCCAGUUUUCGCUCCAUUUGGCAGAAUAACGGAUCAACCAUGUGCGUUUAUCCUUCAACCAUGACAUAUGAACAGAAGUGGAUUAUCUACACUUUCCGCUGCGUUGUUGGCUUCGUCAUCCCGUUCCUGGUGAUACUCACCUCUUAUGUGGCCAUAGCUGUUCGUGCGAACCGCCUGCAGAGGAACAGGAAACCAAAAUCUCGACGAAUCAUUUACGCCGUCAUUCUCGCAUUCUUCAUCUGCUGGUUGCCUUUCCAUGUUAUAAGUUUUAUAGAAUUAAAGAGUAGCAACGAAGAGCUGUGGAACGUAGUAAGGAUUGGAGCUCCUCUGGCUGGGUGUCUGGCCUUCCUGAACAGCUGCCUGAACCCCAUCCUCUAUGUUUUCAUGUGCGAUGAGUUCCUGAAGAAGCUCAAGCAGUCCAUAUGUUUAGUCCUGGAGAGCGCCCUGGCGGAGGACCACUUGUCCUUUAUGUCCUCUCGUUCCUUGUCUUCACACUUUUCCCGGAUUUCGCGGAAAUCAGACUCAACUGCGCCAACAGAGAGGAAAGGCACAGAUGCCUCCUUGACCUUCACAGAAUGCAAACUGGACACUCUGAGCACUGAAUAAACAGCUCAACACACAAAAGGCAAAAUGCAAAUAAUAAGAAAUGCACACUUUUUCAAAACAAAAACUUGUAACAUGUGGUAUUAUGAUGUUAAUGUAAAUGGAAAAACACCUACCUACCAGCAGGUUUUCACUUGUGGCUGAUAAGAGCGGGUCGUCAAGCUCCUCUAUGACUUUCAUCUAUUUUUACUGGUAUACAUUGGUUGAUAUCACACACAGCAGCUACAUAUCUACUUAGCCUGAAUAUCUGAAAACGCCUGUGUGAGAGUGUGCUGCAGCUUUAAGUUGCAAAGGUGAAGUGCUUGAUGAAACAAUUAAUGUGUAAAUUUAAAGGAAAAUGUUUUAUACUUCAUUGCUUAAAGUGCCCUUUUAUAUGCACGUUUGUAAGAUUUUGGUGUGCCAGGAUAUUUAACCAUAUUUAAUCCUGAUGGCUUUUCCAUAGUGGCAUCAAUUGAACUGUCACAACAGCCUGAAGUGUACAGGAAAUUUGUACCAUUCUUAACUGUGAAUAAACAUGUAUCGCUG